This is a messenger RNA of Funneliformis geosporum, 532 nucleotides long. The record is from the annotation of a GenBank genome assembly. Lineage: Eukaryota; Fungi; Glomeromycota; Glomeromycetes; Glomerales; Glomeraceae.
UGUUCGUACCCAAGCCUGUCAGGUAAUUUCCAGCACUCUUAAACAGGAACCUAAAAUUACUAAUUCUGAGUUAUCCGAAAAUAAUCGUGACCGAGUAAUGGCUGACCUUGAAGCCAAAAAAAAGGCUAAAAAAGAAGCAAAAAACCUUGCUAAUAACUUAGAAACUAAAGGAAAAGAUGCCAAACAAUUAAAAAAACAAUUGGAAGAAGUGGAAAAAUCCAAAGGUCAACAAAGUUAUGAGGAUAACCAAGUUGGGGUGGAUAAUUUAAAAAAUGAACUAGCCCAAAAGGUCAGUGAGGAAGAAUACUGCCAAAUCAUCGUUGACACCAUUGAAAAAAAUAUGGCUAAAUACGAUAUCAAGGAGCAGGAAUUGGAACCCGAAAUAAAAGCAGACUUAGCAAAAUUAAAAAGUAAAGAAAUUAAGGAUAAUAACCAAAUCAAUGAAAUAGAAAAAAAGAAUAUGAAAAACGGAGAAUUAGAAGGAAAAGACAUAGAGAAAAUUUAUCAGUUAACCACUGAAAAUUAUAAGUGA